CGCCCGCCACCCGCAGCCUGCAGCCGCUGCCCACUUUACGCCCGCCUGGCCUGCAUGGGAAGUUGGGGAAAAUGGAUAGCGUCGUGUUGGGGUGGCGUGCUCUCUUCUGGCUAGCAGCCAUGGUUGAAGGUCUUCAGGUCACAGUGCCUGACAAGAAGAAGGUGGCUAUGCUCUUCCAGCCCACUGUACUUCGCUGCCACUUCUCCACAUCCUCGCAUCAGCCUGCAGUCGUUCAAUGGAAGUUCAAGUCCUACUGCCAGGAUCGCAUGGGGGAGUCCCUGGGCAUGUCCUCUACCCGAAUCCAGUCUCUCAGCAAGAGAAACCUGGAGUGGGACCCGUACUUGGACUGUUUAGACAGCAGGAGGACUGUUCGGGUUGUGGCUUCAAAACAGGGCUCCACUGUUACGCUAGGAGAUUUCUACAGGGGCAGAGAGAUCACAAUUGUUCACGAUGCAGAUCUUCAAAUUGGAAAACUCAUGUGGGGAGACAGCGGACUCUAUUUCUGCAUCAUCACCACUCCUGAUGACCUGGAAGGCAAAAACGAGGACUCGGUGGAGCUGCUGGUGUUGGGCAGGACAGGGCUGCUUGCUGAUCUUUUGCCCAGUUUUGCUGUGGAGAUUAUGCCAGAGUGGGUGUUUGUUGGCCUGGUGCUCCUGGGAAUCUUCCUCUUCUUCGUCCUCGUGGGGAUCUGCUGGUGCCAGUGUUGUCCACACAGCUGCUGCUGCUAUGUCCGCUGCCCCUGCUGCCCGGACUCCUGUUGCUGCCCCCAGGCCUUGUAUGAAGCAGGGAAGGCAGCCAAGGCCGGGUACCCUCCCUCUGUCUCCGGUGUCCCUGGCCCUUACUCCAUCCCCUCUGUCCCUUUGGGAGGAGCCCCCUCAUCUGGCAUGCUGAUGGACAAGCUGCACCCACCUCCCUUGGCACCAAGUGACUCCACUGGAGGAAGCCACAGUGUUCGCAAAGGCUACCGGAUCCAAGCGGACAAAGAGAGAGACUCCAUGAAGGUCCUGUACUAUGUUGAGAAGGAGCUGGCCCAGUUUGAUCCAGCCAGGAGGAUGAGAGGCAGAUAUAACAACACCAUCUCUGAACUCAGCUCCCUGCAUGAGGAGGACAGCAGUUUCCGCCAGUCGUACCAUCAGAUGCGGAGCAAGCCAUUCCCUGUGUCUGGGGACCUGGAGAGCAAUCCUGACUACUGGUCAGGUGUCAUGGGAGGCAGCAGCGGGGCAACCCGGGGGCCCUCAGCUGUGGAAUACAACAAAGAGGACCGAGAAAGCUUCCGCCACAGCCAGCAGCGCUGCAAGUCCGAGAUGCUGUCCAGGAAGAGCUUCGCCGGGGGCGUGCCGGCGGUGUCCAUGGACGAGCUGGCAGCCUUCGCGGACUCCUACGGGCCGCGGCCUCGCCGAGCCGACGCCGGCAGCUUAGAGCCCCGCGGCGGCAGCCGCUUCGAGCGCUCCGAGUCGCGCGCACACGGGGGCUUCUACGCGGACGGCGCGCUCGAGUUCUUCGCGCCCGGGGACCGCGGCGCGCAGCUCGGCCCGCGCAGCGCCUCCUACUACGCCUGGUCGCCGCCCGCGCCCGACGACGAGGACGUGGCCGACGACGCGCUGCCGCCCUACAGCGAGCGCGAGCUGAGCCGCGGCCCGUCCUACCGCGCGCGCGAGCCGCCGUACCCCAGCAAUUCGGAGAGGCGCCGCAAGAAGGAGCCCGCCAAGAAGACGAACGACUUCCCAACUAGGAUGUCCCUUGUGGUCUGAUGUUUUUGAGAUAUCUCUCUGGAUGAUAAGAAAUGAGAUGCAGACUUCAGGGACAAGACACAAACCCAAAAGCCAGCAGGCCAGGGCUUUCUUUGAUGACCACCUUGGAAGUUUUGCUGAUCUCUUCUUUGGCAAAGGAUAGGAGGCAGCUAUGAAGGGAAGCUCAUUACAAAUCUCAGUGCCCAUCUAACUAGUUUGAGAAACUUAAGGUGAAAACAAUGCCAUGUGAGAACACCCCACCCACUGUUUAUGCUGUCUACCAUCCUUCCUUAGCAGAACUGGGAUUUUUGUUAGUCUCUGGACCACUAAUCUCUGGAAAUCAUGUAUGCCUACAGUAUAUCUCUGUGCUGUGCUGAGAGACACAGGAUUCAUUGCUGCAAUUAGAUGAGGGCCUGCUGCUUACAGGGGAAGAACGCUUGGAGGCCGAGCACACCUUCCAUCCCAUCACCUCCUGGUCACUGGUCAAUGACUGUUGUUACACUCAAAUCUGAAAGCCUUUGGUGCAUCCAGUGAUCACAGCCUCCUGGACAAUCACAGAAAUGGCUUCAGUCUGCUGUUCUGAGUUGCAACUCAAGUGGCUGGAACAAAGCAAGAAUAUACCAUUUUGAGAAGCAGUCUAAGCAGUAUUUGCUUUUCUAUUCUGAGGACAUAAACUGCUUUUCUUUUCCUACAAUACACGUCUGCAUCUGAGUCUUGAACCUUAAGGGCUCUUCUUUUCCUCGCCUCUCCAGGACUUCCUCCUGGUUGGUGCCACACACAGAGUCCCAACUCCAUCUGCACUCUGAUUACUUUGUCAUCAGGUGCCUUUUUAUAAAUGCUUAAAAUACAACACAUGGAAGAGGAACAAUUAAAAAAAGAAGAGAAAGCAGUAAUGCAAGAUAAAAAGAAUGACAAGAAAUUAAAAGGAAAAUACUAUAUAGUAUUACAUAUUUGAAAUGUGGGUCAUUUUCCCCAAAAUUCCCAGUCUUUUCUGGUUUUGUACUUCACUGCCCAUAAUUGUCUCUGCUAUCCUGGUUCUGCCAUUGCAGGACACAAGAGACGUGACGGCUGUACCUCUUGGGCUCACUGAGAAGUUCGUGGGAGAUGAAAAAGAUCCUGCUUUCUUGGAAGGAGCACUUCCUAUUCCUACCCUUGCCUAAAUGGUAGCUUCUGUCUAAGUUCCAAAGCUAGAGCUCUGGAUUUUGUAAUUUGUGUGUAUUACAGAAAUGGCCACAAACUUGCCCUCCUUGUUAAGUGGUGUUUUCCCCCCACCUUUUGAGCCAGAAGAUGGCCUUGUGAUUUGAUUUGGCCAAAUGGCCUAGCAGCAAACAUGAUGUAAACAGAGACUUGAAAAGUUCUUAUACAUGGGAUUUGUCUUCUCUUGCUGCUCUUGGGAACUUUGCAGUCACCACGUGGUGAAUGAGCUGGAACUGUCCUGCUGCAUGAUGAGAGAAAACUGCCUAGUUACCCUGCCCCUCUAUGUGAUAUUUUGUCCACUCUCAGCUGACUGUAGACAUGGGACAGUUCAGCCAAGAUCAAUAGAAAAGCUGCCUAGCUGAGCCCAGCCCAAACUGCUGAUUCCUACUCAAGGCAUGAGAUAUCAGCACACCCUAUGUGUUCUUUUCUGAUCAGGAUGUUCAGGCCUGAAUCUCUUAGUCCAUCAAGUCUCAGUGUCUUACAGCCUCCAGUUUCUUAACAUUUUAUUUCAUCUUUUUACCCUAUACUGUUACGAAUGGACACAUUGUCUAUCGGGUCAAAUCACUGGAGGGGGAGGAUGAACUGUUAUCUCCUAACCCAGCAAUGGUCCAUCCCUGUUCUUGGAUCCAUGUACAACCUCUGAAUGUUGAUCAGCAUCUCCCAGGCCUUCUCCAGCGCCAUCAGUCUAGACCUGCAGACUACCAUUCCAUUAGUAUCCGUUGUACUUUGUGGUGUUUCCAAAAAGCCCUAGGUGUUCAGUGUUACAAAUUAGUGGCUGGGUGAGGGUCAGAGAGAAGAGUUGGUAUAAUUGCUUGGAGAAUUGGCCUACUAAAGGCCUUUUUAAUUUUUUUGGCCUGUCUUAUGGAAACUAAAAGUACAGUUCAGCCCAGUGCUGGCACUUUGAAGGGCUUGAAGACACAAGCCAUAACCCUGGUGCUGAGUUUUAAGUGUGCUGGUGUCCCUGUUCUUAGAGAGUUGGUCUGUUUGGGCCCCAAUUCACAUGGAAAAUAUAAUAAACACAUCAUUUCUUAAGUCACCAGCUUUGGAUUUCAAAUUGCUCAGGCAAUUUUGGAGAAUAUUGGAUAGCUGCAGUCACUAUUACUGCUUUAUACUUCAGCACUGUGUCAGGCUUCUCACCACCAAAGAGCCCCAUAGCACCAGCUGCAGAGAGCGAACAUACUGCUUUUUAAAGUCAGGGUCAUGCAUCAUUAUGGUGAAGAUUGAGGGGAGCAAUGGGAAGAAUUAUUGAAAUUGGAGACUUGUAAUUCCCAAGAUAAUGAACAUAUAGACAAUAAAAAAGGACGAAGAUAGUAAGCUAUUAAAACAACCUGGGGUUGGACCAGCUUGUUUUCUGUAAGGCUAUGUAAAUUUCUUAGACUUGCAGGCCUUCAGUAGACAGAAAAAGUAGUUUUUUUCUGAGUAUGUGAACAGGACAUGAAACUGCACAGACAAGGCAAAGCUGACUGUCCUCAACACUGUUGACUUUUCACAUCUCUCUGCAUCUUUUUCCUUGAAUAAUGUGUCCUGCUUAGGAAGUGCCUAUACCUCUUAACUUCCUUUGUAGGCUUUCUUGAACUAUAAAAUAAGUCUUGUCUAAGUCAUGGUCUCUGUCCAUUGGGACCCUGUGACUUAAUAGGGGAAAUAAGACAUGCCCAAGAACAAACUAAGAGAUUCGUACGCAUAUAGGAAGUCAUGCUAUGGAUCAAUUAGAAUAAACCCAGAGAUUUAAAGGUUUUUAAAUUAAAUGGGAAUUUUUGAUACUUAAGUGUUACGUGUUUGUCCAUCCAUCCCAUUUGAAGAUAUGAUCAGUAAUCUGAAAAGCCAACCUAGAAGAGUCUGAGCUGGAAAGAAGUGAAUCAGGAUGCGGAAGGGUGAGUGGCAGGGAGCCUGGAGGGCUGGUGCAGAGCUGCUGUUUGCCUGUGAGUCACAGAGAUGAGUCAGGGAUGGGCUGGAGGAGGGAAUGUGGAAGCAGGUGGCAGGAGGUGUCCCUUGGUGGAUAAACUGCUUUUCUAGGCCGUGCAGGCAGUCAUUAGGAAGCGGAGGACAGUCGCCAUGGGCCUGGCAGUAGUGUCAGUUCUCCCACCUGAGCAGGCCGACAGAGCUGAGCAUCUGCCUAUCUAGGGUCUCCGUUCUGUGGUUGGGGGUGCUGCCGCCCCCCACCACCACUAAUGCAGGCAGCUUUCACAGAGGUGUCAGGGCUCUUGUUUCUCUUCUCAUGGUCCUCCCUCUGCACCUGGCAUGGGAUGGGCCCCCUAGGAUGGGAGGGUCUGCUACCCAAAUCCAAAGCACAGAGCCACAUCUGUCUACAUUUCUAGUAGUCUGAAAACUUCAUACACAUCACUUGCUUUUUCCUUAGGCUGCCUUUGAGAGAGGCCGAAGUUACAUUGUAACUCACCCUUAUGCUUUUUAAAAUGGAGAAACCAUCAUUCCCAUUAGUCAAAUCAUAAACCUAUUAGAUGUGUAGACUCCAAGACUAUAGGUCCUACAUCCUGGGUCAGUGUUGCCCCAAACUGCCCUACCUGUAAGAAUUAUUUGACUGCUGUUAUUUAAAUGGUACUAUUGAUAGUUUGGGGG
Messenger RNA from Octodon degus (degu), 5501 nucleotides. It is a transcript of the gene Ildr2, whose product is annotated as immunoglobulin like domain containing receptor 2. The transcript is spliced from 11 exons. NCBI's taxonomy places the organism in Eukaryota, Metazoa, Chordata, Mammalia, Rodentia, Octodontidae. The record is from RefSeq and is a predicted model, not a curated record. Gene Ontology annotation, biological process: pancreas development. Gene Ontology annotation, cellular component: membrane. Bases 72 to 1751 code for a protein of 559 amino acids.